AUGGGAUCAAGUCAAACGCCUCCGCUCAAGAAAAGGUUCUACCAAGUCAAGAUCAAGAGCCUAGAGGUCACCAGUUUACAAGAAUUAAGGGGAUUGAUAGGGCAGCUCCAGCAGCAAGCCUUCCACAAAACUUACGGUAAGAUCUGGGACUUGGCUACAAUAGAAGUCUCUGCAAAGGCAAUCACUUCCCUCACCCAGUAUUAUGACCAAUCCUUGAGAUGUUUCACCUUUGAAGAUUUCCAGCUAGUGCCGACUGUAGAAGAGUUCGAAGAAAUUCUUGGAUGCCCUCUAGAAGGGAGGAAGCCUUAUCUCUUAUCUGGGUUCUACCCCUCCAUGCCUAGAAUUGCCAAAAUAGUCAGGAUUUCGGCACAGGAAUUAGAUCGGGUGAAGCAAAAUAGAAAUGGAGUGAUCGGUAUACCAAGAAAGUAUCUAGAAGAAAGAGCAAGGGCCUUGGCAGGUCAAAACGAGUGGCUUCUCUUCAUUGAUGUCCUGGCGCUGUUAAUCUUCAGAGUGUUGGUUUCUAACCUUUUCCGCCAAGAUGUGAGACACACCUGUCCACUACAAAGUCACCGUUCGUGCACCGAAAAUAGGGAAGCAAAUUGGGACCAGCUCUUGGCAAACAUAGAAAGGGUGUCGAUCAACUGGUUCCCUCGCUGGAAGGAAAGAAGAUCGAGAAUCCUAGUUUCAUGCGGAGAAUUUCCAAAUGUUCCCUUGAUGGGAACAAGGGGUUGUAUCAACUAUAAUCACGUCCUUGCGAUAAGACAGCUUGGCUACCCCAUGAGGGGGGCGCCAUCAGUGGAGAGCCUCACACCUUUCAUCACACGGGGUUUCAGUGACCCCAAUGCAAGAGUGCUUCAAGGAGUCCGCAAGGCGUGGGAAGUGGUGCAGAGAAAAGACAAAGAACUUAGGGGAAGUAACAACGGGAACGUCAGGGCUAUCAUAGGUGGUUGA
Glycine soja is the source of this 951-nucleotide messenger RNA. RefSeq lists its product as uncharacterized. The record is from RefSeq and is a predicted model, not a curated record. Lineage: Eukaryota; Viridiplantae; Streptophyta; Magnoliopsida; Fabales; Fabaceae. The coding region runs from base 1 to 951 and encodes 316 amino acids. The transcript has 2 exons.